Solanum dulcamara is the source of this 1329-nucleotide messenger RNA. Its product is annotated as F-box protein At3g07870-like. The transcript has a single exon. Lineage: Eukaryota; Viridiplantae; Streptophyta; Magnoliopsida; Solanales; Solanaceae. The record is from RefSeq and is a predicted model, not a curated record. The coding region runs from base 9 to 1193 and encodes 394 amino acids. Gene Ontology annotation, molecular function: protein binding.
GUGACAGCAUGGACCCCAAAAGCUCUAAGCUUUUCCAGGGAGAUUGCAAAGGAAGAACAAUAUGUCAUGUCACCAUGAUCAUGGACCUUUCGAGGGAUAUUAUGUCCGAAAUUCUUUCAAGAUUAUUAAUCAAAUCCAUUUUUCGUUGUAAGACGGUUUGUAAACUCUGGUAUAAUCUUUUAACUUCUGACCCUUUAUUUUUAAACAUGUAUCACAAAAGAUCAUCAUCUAAAUUUCCCAGUCUUUUGCUUUCGAUUAAUCUCUCUGUCCGGUUACUUGUGGAACUCAAAGCAGAUGAUUCUCAUCCCCUAAAGAGAGCCAUUGUGUUGAGCCCUAGAUUUCACCUCCCUUCACCCAAUUUGAGAUUAAUUGGUUCAUGUAAUGGGUUCAUGUGUUUGUUGAAUGGUUGGAGGUAUGACUUAGACCAUUCAAUUUACAUUAGCAAUCCUCUUUUGGGUGAGUAUUUCGAGGUUAAAUUGCUCGAAUGGGAGAAAAGAAUUCAACGUGUUGCUUACGCAUUCUGCUUUAGUGAAGCCUCUGGACAAUAUAAAGUAUUGAGAUCAGUAGUUAGAAAGUUUGACGGACCGCAAGUAUCAGAACUGAAUGUUUAUACUCUUGGAGUUGAUGAAAAAUGGAGAUAUGUGGGUCAGGCUCCAGUACCUCUUCGUGAAUCAUUUAGUAACGCUAACGUCAAUGGUGUUGUUCAUUGGAUGAAUUGCAGAAAAAAUGACAGCAUUUACUCCUUUAACAGUUGGACAGAAGAGGUGAAGUCCUUUUUAGCUCCCCGUUGUCUGGAAAUUUCAUCCCACUUGUUGACGCUAGUAGAGUUGAGGAAUUGUCUAUGUUUGUGUAAUUCUAACCAUAGUGAGUAUGUUGAUAUAUGGUGGAUGAAAGAGUAUGGAAUAGCUGAAUCUUGGACUAAAGAUCGCAUUUUGAAGGAUAGUAUUCAGCCAGAUAUACGUUGUGAUAGAUUUAUACCAAUCUCAACUUGGAAAGAUGGAGAAAUAUUGAUGCGAAGGGAUAAAGGCACACAUGUAGUUUCUUACAAUCCAAAAGAAAACAAGUUUGACAAGGUCAGAGUGUACGGUGGAUUUUCAGCGACAAGCUACAUGCCAAGUUUUUACUCACUCAAGACUGUCAUUGGGGAAAAUUUUCAAGUCUCAUAUGCUUAUCCGAAGAUAAAGAUAGUUUAGAUAUUUAAUUCAUCUUACUUACUCCUGGAUAUUAUAUUUAGCUUUUAUAUAAUUUAAGAUCAGACAACUUUUACUGUUUUUUAUGGAUGCUUUCGAGGUAUGGUACAAUUCUGCUAUAUAGACAGCGUGAUUUUCC